This is a messenger RNA of Ilex paraguariensis (yerba mate), 288 nucleotides long. Lineage: Eukaryota; Viridiplantae; Streptophyta; Magnoliopsida; Aquifoliales; Aquifoliaceae. The record is from the annotation of a GenBank genome assembly.
AUGGUGGUGGUGGGUGCUGGGGAGUUUUGGAAUGGCGCAGACAUUGGUGGUGGGUUUUCGGUGAUAUUGGGCGGUAAAUUUUCGAUGGUGGAGGUGGGUUUUGGAAUAGUGGAGUUUCGGCGGUGUGGGUGGUGGGUUUUCGGUGGUGUGGCUGGGGAGUUUUGGAAUGGUGAAGACAUUGGUGGUGGGUUUUCGGUGAUAUUGGGUGGUGAAUUUUCGAUGGUGGAGGUGCGUUUUGGAACAGUGGAGUUUUCAGCGGUGUGGGUGGUGGUUUUUCUGCAAUGGUGA